UCCCCACAGAAUUGACUCUUGUAAAAUUCUAAUAGGAACCUUUGUUAUAAAUUUUUUAAUUGCUGGUGCGAUGAGACUUCAACCAUUGAUCUAUGUUGAAUCUUUAACGUACUACCAAUCGGAUAGAAAACUAGCCUCUCUUCCAUUUGUCAUAUGUUUCCUACUAAGAAAUAUUUCAGGCCCGAUUGCUGGAUAUUUAACGCAAGUUCUUGGAAUAAAAUUUAUAAUUGUUGCCGGAUGCUUAAUGUCAGUUGUUAGCACGGGAGCCUGUUACUUUGCCGAUGAUAUAAUAGACAUUAUAAUUUUAUGGGGAAUUGUAUUUGGUCUCGGCUAUGGGUUCGCACAACAGUUGAUGUCUCCAUUCCUAAAUCAACAUUUUCCAAACCACAAAAACAAAGCCAAUGGUGUUGUUUUUUCUGGAUCAAGUUUAGGCGGAGUCUUCAUACCACCUUUAAUACACAUACUCAUUAAAUCUUAUGGUUUAUCAGACUCCUUCCUUUUGCUAUCUGCAAUCGUUGCUCACACCAUUCCUGCAUGUUUAUUGCUGAAAAAUCCUGACAAGAAACUGAAACAAACUGAUAAUUUAAAUUCCAGUCAACGUUCAAUUCGGGAUGAGGAAGAGAAAGAAGUAAUUUCAGAAUCUAAUCUGCUGUCAAUAGAGGAUAAGGGAGACGAAAUUCCAAACUCUUUAAAAUCCAGCUCGUGCUUGAUGCAGAGUAAUGAUGAAGAACUCGGGAUUUCAAAGUCUUUCAAAUCCAGUCUGUACUCAUUUCAAGAUAAAGAGAUAACUUCAAAAUCUUUAAUAUCCAAUUUGUGCACAAUUCAGAAAAAGGAUGACCCUAUUCCACAAUUUUUGAUUCAGGGGAAAGAAAACGUGGUCUGUGAAGAUGUUCUAUACAUUUAUAAAGAACAAAACAACGAGGAUAUUGUUUAUGUUGAAGAAAAUAAAAAUGAUUUAAAGUGUAGCACUGAAAAUGACACUAAAGGCUUAGAUUAUGGAUCGAGAGAAAGAAAUGAAGAUUUGAACAGUACGGCAGAAACAAAUACGAAAGAUUCACAAGGUAGAGAAGAACAAAAUAAAGAAAGCAUUCUAAUUUCGCAAGCGAUUGCACCCAACUUAAAUAAUUCAAAAAACAAUCUUAAUAAGGAUACAGUUUUUCCUACGAAAAAUACAAUGUGCCAAAAUGAUGAUUUUGAAAACCAUAAGAAAUUAGUUAAAAGUAAAAGCUUUUUAAACAGUAAAAACUUAAGUUUAAAAAGUUUCUCAAUUUUUAUUGAUCCUGCUUAUCUUGUUAUUCUUAUUAUUUGUUCGAAUUCCAUCUUCGUAUAUUUAGCCUAUUACACGAUACUUGUAGAUUGCAUAAGAGACAAAUCUGUCGAUGAAAGCUAUGAAAUAUACUUCGUAACUUUAUUUUCCAUUUCAGACUUUGUCGGCAGAUUUGGGAGCGGAUUUAUCAUUGAUAUGAAAUUUCUAACUACAGAAAUAAUGCUAAUAAUAACAUUACUUACCAUGGGUGCAUCUUUAUCGGCUUUUGCUAUCUUCAACGAUCCUAUUUUACUUUCAUUUUUCAACAUUAUAUUAUCGAUGAUAUUCGCUUUUAAUAUUUUUUUGAACAUAGCACUGAUUGUCGAAAUCGUUGAAGAGGAGAAGCAAGUACUAGCACAGAGCUCUAAAUUUCUGCUAACUAUUUUCUUCAACCCACUACUGCCAUAUAUGAUAAGUCAUUUCAGAAUGACCCACGGGUCUUAUGAUGGUUUCCUCUAUGUGUUGAGUUUACAGUGCUGCAUUUCUGCAUGCUUAGCAUACACCAUUCCUCAUCUUGUUAAAAGAAGAGUAAACUCCAACUAGUGAAAGAUUCAAGAACUUACCGAUGAAAAUCUUCGAGAUAAACAAAGAUUGGAAGUUGAGAUAUAAAAAAGUAAUUGAUUAUCACAUUCUAUUGUUAAAAGAAUGCUUUUGAACUUCAAUUAUCUAUAUCUGGAGUAUAAGUCAAUAUUGAAGGCUGGAAUGAGAACGAAUGAAUUACUAUGUUCUUUAUCUUUCUGAAUUAAUUCCUUGAAGAACGCAUAUUUCAAGCAUAUGAAGCUGAACACUUCUGUAAGUCAUUAUUCGAGGGUUAAAAAGGAAAGAAUGAAUACACUCCUCAUUUUCUAAAAGAAUACUUCAAAGGACACAUAGU
Molecule: messenger RNA, 2180 nt
Organism: Parasteatoda tepidariorum (common house spider)
Lineage: Eukaryota; Metazoa; Arthropoda; Arachnida; Araneae; Theridiidae
Biological process (GO): transmembrane transport
Molecular function (GO): monocarboxylic acid transmembrane transporter activity
Source: RefSeq, a predicted model, not a curated record